Molecule: messenger RNA, 7250 nt
Organism: Lates calcarifer (barramundi perch)
Lineage: Eukaryota; Metazoa; Chordata; Actinopteri; Centropomidae
Product: E3 ubiquitin-protein ligase MARCHF6
Exons: 26
Coding region: 219-2915 (898 amino acids)
Cellular component (GO): endoplasmic reticulum membrane
Molecular function (GO): zinc ion binding
Source: RefSeq, a predicted model, not a curated record
CAUUGAGUUUGUCCAAAUGUCCUGAUCGCUCGCUGAUGUAGUAUAAUUUGAAAAUGCUUUAUUUCAUUUUAAAACGCAUGCUCACGUCAAAGAUAAUUGCAACUUGAACUAAACACUAAUUUUAAAUGUUUACACGUAGAUAGCCAGCGGGUAACGCUUUAAUACUGACUGACUAGCCUUAUUACUGUGGAGCAGAGCUGCCUAAGCAGCAAGUCAAGAUGGACACCGCUGAGGAAGCGGACAUCUGCCGGGUCUGUCGAUCAGAGGGGACCCAGGACAAGCCGCUCUACCACCCCUGUGUCUGCACUGGCAGCAUCAAGUUUAUCCAUCAGGAAUGCCUACUGCAGUGGUUGAAACAUAGCAGAAAAGAAUACUGUGAAUUAUGCAAACAUAGAUUUGCAUUUACACCAAUCUACUCUCCAGACAUGCCAUCUCGCUUGCCUGUCCAGGAUAUCUUUGCAGGGCUGGUCACCAGUAUUGGAACAGCCAUCAGAUACUGGUUCCACUACACACUGGUGGCCUUUGCCUGGCUAGGCGUGGUGCCUCUCACAGCAUGUCGUAUCUACAAGUGUUUAUUUACCGGCUCUGUGAGCUCUCUCCUUACCCUGCCAUUAGAUAUGCUUUCAACACAAAACCUGCUUGCUGAUUGUCUCCAGGGUUGUUUUGUGGUCACUUGCACGCUGUGUGCCUUCAUCAGCCUGGUGUGGCUCAGAGAGCAGAUUGUCCAUGGUGGUGCCCCUCAGUGGUUAGAGCAGAAUCAACCUCCUUUAGUUCCCAACCAGCCAAAUGGCCCGGCACCAGCAAAUGAGGUUCCUGGUGGUAACGCUGCAGCCAAUGCCCAGGCUGCUGCCGACGCCGCAGCAGCCCAGCACCCCGCAGACCCUGCUGCAGACGGGCUGGCUCCUGCCAACCCGCAUGAAGCUGGCAACCAGGGAGAUGGGGCUGAACUUGAUGAUGAUGAAGAUGAUGAUGGGGAGGAAGACGAAGAGGAGGAAGAGGAUGAGGAAGCCAGGGAAGAGGAUGCUGCUGAUGCCAAUAAUGGAGGACAAGAAGAUUUGAACUGGAAUGCUUUGGAGUGGGACCGUGCAGCAGAGGAGCUGACCUGGGAAAGGAUGCUGGGGCUGGAUGGUUCCCUAGUUUUCUUGGAGCAUGUGUUCUGGGUGGUGUCUCUCAACACACUCUUCAUCCUUGUCUUUGCUUUUUGUCCGUAUCACAUUGGCCAUUUCUCAGUGGUUGGACUGGGCUUUGAAGACUAUAUCAAAGCUUCACACUUUGAUGGCCUCAUCACGACCAUACUAGGGUAUAUCCUCCUGGCUGGAGCUCUCAUGGUCUGCCAUGCAUUGGCUUCAUUAGUAAAGUUCCAGAGGUCCAGACGCCUCCUGGGUGUCUGCUACAUUGUUGUCAAGGUGUCCCUGCUGGUUGUCAUGGAGAUAGGCUUGUUCCCACUGAUUUGUGGUUGGUGGCUUGACAUUUGCUCGCUGGAAAUGUUUGAUGCCACUCUGAAAGACAGGGAGCAGAGUUUUGACUCUGCUCCUGGUACCACCAUGUUCCUCCACUGGCUGGUUGGCAUGGUCUACGUCUUCUACUUUGCCUCUUUCAUCCUUCUGCUUAGAGAGGUGCUCCGGCCAGGUGUGCUGUGGUUCCUGAGGAACCUGAAUGAUCCAGACUUCAACCCAGUCCAAGAGAUGAUCCACCUGCCUAUCUACAGACAUCUCCGGAGGUUUAUCCUCUCUGUGGUGGUGUUUGGUUCCAUAGUAUUGCUGAUGCUUUGGCUUCCUAUUAGAAUUAUUAAACUGCUCUUCCCAACCUUCCUUCCCUACAACGUCAUGCUUUACAGUGAUGCCCCAGUGAGCGAGCUGUCAUUGGAGCUAUUGUUACUUCAGGUUGUUCUUCCAGCGUUGUUGGAGCAGGGUCACACUCGCCAGUGGCUCAAACGGCUUGUCCACGCUUGGACAUUCACAGCUGGAUACAUGCUUGACCUUCAUUCAUACUUGCUCGGGGACCACGAAGACGAGGACAACCAACCAAACAACAAUCCUCCUGGUCGCCAUAACAACAAUCGGAUCCCUGGCCUGGGGGAGGGGCUACACGCUGCCCAUCAGGCUAUUCUGCAGCAGGGUGGUCCUGUGGGUUUCCAGCCAUACCACCGGCCUAUCAACUUUCCCCUCAAGAUUAUCCUGUUGGUUGUCUUCAUGUGUGUGACGCUGUUACUGGCUAGUCUACUCUGCCUAACAGUGCCAGUGUGUGUGGGCCGCUGGCUGAUGUCUUUCUGGAUGGGUAGUGCCAUGGUUCAUGAGCUAUACACAGCAGCCAGUGGUCUGUACGUCUGCUGGCUGUCUAUUCGGGCUGCCACAGUGAUGCUGUCCUGGAUGCCUCAGGGACGGACUGUCAUCAUGCUCAAAGUCCACGAGUGGACACUCAUGAUCCUAAAGACCAUUGUGGUGGCUGUGCUGUUAGCCGGGGCAAUACCUUUGCUGUUGGGCCUGUUGUUUGAGCUGGUCAUUGUCGCUCCUCUCAGAGUCCCACUGGACCAGACACCACUCUUCUAUCCCUGGCAGGACUGGGCGCUUGGCGUGCUCCAUGCUAAAAUCAUUGCUGCCAUCACACUGAUGGGCCCUCAGUGGUGGCUCAAAACUGUCAUCGAGCAGGUAUAUGCAAAUGGUAUCAGAAACAUCGACCUCUAUUUCAUCUUACGAAGGCUGGCUGCUCCAGUCAUCUGCGUCCUGCUUCUGUCUCUCUCUGUGCCCUACACCAUUUCUAAAGGCAUUACACCACUGCUUGGUGUGCAGCCAGAGAUGCAGACACUGGUGGAGAGAAGGAUCUAUCCAUUCCUGCUGAUGGUGGUCAUACUGUUGGCCAUUCUGUCCUUCCAGAUAAGGCAGUUCAAGCGCAUUAUACGAACACAUCAAAAAUGACAAAUACUUAGUUGGGCAGAGACUUGUGAACUAUGAACGCAAGGCAGGCAGGAGCACAUCUACUGCCUCCUACAGCACCUCCUCAUAGAGCUGGCACUGCUGUGGGAUCAGUGGAGCUGACUCUGCCCAGCACUGGGAGCUAACACCAGCUCCUGUGGUGAAACCUUUCUGUUUCCUCUCUGCUCGACUGUCUACUUCAAACACAGCUUGUAAACUUUUGACUGCAUUCUAAUACUCUUGAAGUCCUUGAAGAGUGAAGACAAGAGUCUCCACUUAAUUUCUGAACAAGGCUGUUAGCCAACCAGUAAAAACUGUCAGCAUGAUUGAAGCUCAGCAGAACCACAACCUAGUUGACUGUCCAUCAUGUCCAUUUUUGUCCAUUUUUGUCCAUUUUUGUCUUCAACGCAGCUGACAUUUUAGGUUGAAAAUGUUUGAGAUGAAGUCAGGUCAGUGGAGAAUAGCUUUUACCUCAGAUUGUGCUUCCCUUUGAAUGUUUGUUGUGAGAUAUUGUUUAGGUCACACUGAGUGUCUCUAAAGGGGACAUUUUCAGAUCUGUGGGGGAAAUAUUUGGACUUUAAUGGGAAUGCCCUUGUGGUUCUUUUCCCAUUGUCGAUUUGCCUCGAAUGGCACCCUUCAUCAGAUUGAGGUGAUAUUGUAGCAAUGUGAUUGUAUUUUUUUAAGAUGUUUUUAUUAGAUGUGUUUUCAUUGAUUUUUAGUGUUACAUUUCUAGAGUGAGCUGAUAGAUAAUCCUCUAAGGAUUCCUUUGAAUUACAGAUGUGAAAUCAGAUCAAAGUGACAUUUUAGACAGUCUGGACAAAGCCCAGGACUUUUUUCUCUUUUUAAGAUGUCCUCCUGUGAAUUGUCAAACAGUACUGGCUGUGUACUACCUUUCUGAGCCCAAAAGAAGUCAAAUCCAUUUUCAGGAGAGGAGAGUUUACCACAUAAAAAGUGAGGCUUCAACUACAAGUGUUUAAACUGGAAAAGCGGCCUUCUGGAAAUUCACAAUGUGCUUGUGUGACAUCCUUAGAUUCUACAGAUUUAUAGAAAUAUUUGAGCCGACUGAUCGUCAGCGGCUUGUAAUGCUGCUAAUCAGCUGCUCACUCUUACCCGUCUCUAUUCUAUUAACAGCCAUUAACAACUAUUAACAACAGCUAAAGGCGACCUUUUAUGUUUCUUGCCUUCUAAUCUCACUUUUUUUUUUGCUGUUGCCUGUUAAGCUCAAUCAUUUAGGUCUCGAUGAGGUUUUCUCAGUGGCAGUGCAACAGUUGCUUACCUAAUGUAUGGCCUUUGUGGUGUGCUACAGUGCAGUGGCGCUGGCUCUCUGAAAGUUCCAUCUUAGCCAACUAAAAAUGGGCUGCACCACACUUAAUUCUUACAGAGAAAGUUUUUGUUAAUGAUAAACCCCAUAACUGACAAAGCAAACAUUAGCGUGUUAAUAAUGAAAGUAAAAGAAGUAAUAUGGUAAACAGGUUUACUGGUGAGUUACACUGAGAAGAUUUUAAAUUCCAUCUCACAAAAAUAAUACAGCUUAAAUUACAAAGCAUUAUGCUGAUAUUGUCUGACUAAAAGCUUUUACAUAACUGAUUGCUUUUGACUAGACAGAACUACAGGUGUUUUCUAGCAACUGAUUUUUUUACAUCAUCAGCUAAGACAUUGCUUAUGUUCUAAUGGUGCAACCUGUUUUGGUAAAUCACUAGUUUCGAAAGUAGCUAGUAGUUAAUAAGACCUUAGGAAUGACUUUACACACAAACUCAGUAACUUACAGAUAUCUGGUUUGGUCCUGUCUUGCUUCUUUACCCUGAAGGUUAAAGUUACAUCAUGGAAAUGUAAUCAUUUCCUCUAAUGUUAAAAGAGAGCGCUGAAAGAAAUAAAAUGAUCUUGUGGAUCUUUAGCCCUUUACAAUUCUGACAGCUACUCGCCAACUGAAGAACAGUGUAUAAUUGACAGAAAAACAGCUUUUCAUUUCAAGGAAGCUACUGAUAGAUGUUAAUGGGGACUGUAGGACUGUACUUGUAUUAAAACAAGAUGACUGCUGGCAUUUUGCAUAUGUGCAGUUUUAAAUGUAAAAUAAUCUGUGCACAGAAAGCAUCUCUACCCUAACAAAAAUCAUUUGUUCAGCAAUUUAGAUAAAGUUUCUUCACAUGAUUUAAAUAACUUCUCAUCUUUUCAGGUUACCUAACUAACUGAAACAGUUUAGUCAGGGAACAUUCAGCUUAAGAGAGACAGGGACUUGAAGAGGUGAAAGGGUCUUGUGUUGAUACUGAUACUGGUACUGAAAAAGGCUCUGCUCUCCUUUGAUUCUUGACUGUAUUCUAACUCCAUGUAGGAGCUGAGUAGGAAGUUGCACCCUGAGUCACUCUCACUUUGAUCUUGCUUGCUUUUUUAAAUAGGUUUUGAGUUUGUUUGCUUUGGCUUUUGUUUCAGCUUUCCCAUACACAGUAUCUGCAGUUAUCUCUAUGGAUAAGAAGUCACAGGGUUGCAGAAGGAGCUCUGAUUGGCCAUUAAGCUAAACGUUUUUCCAUAUUAUUACUUCUGACACUUAUGUGGAGAGUGAAGUGCUCACUGUGGCAAUAGAGGGAUGUGAGGUGUAUUGUUGGAUAUUGUGACUCCUGCUGUAGGUGGCUACUCUAAUGAUGUCUUUAAAGCAACUGAGAGUUUUCUUAAAUGAAAUAAAAUGUAGUGUGCCACCAACCUGUGAUUACCACUUUUGGCCACAGUGGCUGUUUAGCCCAGAUUACAUCGUCUAAAAUAUACAGCAACAGCAACAUCAAAUGUGUAUUAACAUAAUAUCCCCAAGUUAUAAUGUAAAUAAUCACUGAAUAUGUGCUUUUGAAAUCAACAUUUUUUUAGGAUCAGGUUGGGGUUUAGUGUCUUAUUGAGAGUUUCACUGUAUGAAGAGCACAGCACAAGCUAGAUCUUUAUAUACACCACCAGUUGUUCUUGUGCCCUUGUAAACUUAGAACAGACUUCAUGUGAUUGGUUUGUGUCUCUUGACCCCACAAAAAUAUUGCAAACACAACGAGACAUAGAAAUGAACUUAUCUUGAUUAAACAAGCAAAUUUACAAUAAAAAUGAACAGGAAUAGUUUAACAUGUUGUUAAUACGUUUAUUAGCUUUCUUGCUGAGACGUAGAUGAGAACAUUUAUACCACUGUCAUGUCUGUGUGAUAGAUAUUAAGCCAGAGCCAGGAGAUGCAGCAUAAAAACUGGAAAUGGGGAAACAGCAACCCUGGCUCUGUCUAUAGGUAAAAAGAAUUCACUACCAGUGCCUAUGUAGUUCACCAGUUAACAAGAUAUAUCUCAGCUGUUUUAUAUGCACAAAAAACUAAUUGUAAAAACUACAGUUGGAACUGUCUCUUGGCCAGGUAGUCGAUUCCUACAGUCUCUACUGCUUGUCAACUUUAAGACACCAGGAAGAGUUCUCUUCUAACUCUUGACAAGAAAGCAACAUGUACCAAAAUGUGGGGAUGAUGUAAAAUCAGCAUCCCCACAUUGUUGUACUCCCAAUAUCUCAUUCCUAGACCUACUAAAGAACAAAACCAUUAUAGCUAAAGAUUUAAAAAAUUAAAGGAUGUUCCAACCUCUCCAUAAACUAAAAGCUGUUAGAAUAUUUAUAAUGACUGAAGCAAGCCCCAGCCAUUCUUUAAAAAGUAUUUCUCACUGCCAGAGAAAACUGACACAUUCUCUGAUGGAUUCUUUUUCUUAAAGUUCUAACGGGGAGAUCUUAGAUGUUUAAGUUUAAGUUCAUUUUAUUUAUUUAUUUUUUUUGGACAGUAAGAGUCAAGUACAGAUUAUGUUGUUUUUAUCAUGCAAAUGUUUUGUUGUGCUGCACUUUAUCACACAGUUUGCAAUCAUUUCAGAAUCCAUUGUGUGUUUUUAUUUUCCUUUGACUGAGACUAUGAGAUGUCAAUAUUUUACUGUGGUGACUCUGCACAAUGGCUUUUAAAGAGGAAUUUAAGUUUAGCAUCUGUCUUUGACGCUGCAUUUGUGUUAGAAGUGUUUCAUUUGGAGUUUGGUAAAUAUAAACUGCUUUCCUGUUGAUAUGGAUUAGGUGUGACAUUAACAUUAGUGCUGGCAGCUGUAGUACUGCUGUGUGGAAUGCUCACAUUAUAUAUAUAUAUAUAUACAUGAUGCUAUAAAGUGACCUUUUAGUAUCUUUAAUUGAGCUGGACACUUCCAAUUUUGGUCUUGAAUCUCAAUUUCUAGAAGCAAAUGAUUUCUAUUUUUAUAUGUGCAAAAAAGGCAGUGGCAUGUACUGUAACAUAAAGGUAUUUACUUUAAGGUCUAUUCAUUGUUGGUUCAGUAAAAUGAAACAAUAAUAAAUCAUUGUAAUGAA